AUGGCGGUAAAGAUAAAUUCAGAAAGAGCAAGUAGGAUGGAAGAAGAAAAUAAAUCCUUAAAAACUAUUUGGUUGCAUUUCGCAACAAACACUACAGCUCAUAGGUUUUCACAGAUUGUUCUGACAGGAAGUGCAGUCAUUAAAAUAUUUUGGUUGUUAACAAUUUUCGCUUGUCAAGUUGGAAUGUUUUAUCAAGUGGAACCAUUAGUAAAGCGGUAUUUCAUUCGACCUACGCAAACUAAAAUCUAUUUAAGAGAAGAAACUAAUCCAGUAUUUCCAGCAAUCACCAUUUGCAACACUAUUAAUGUUAAAAAAGGUACGUUAGCAGAAGAAUUAUGGAAUGGCAUGGCAUCAAAUUCUUAUAAUUUUAUGGCAUUUGUUGGGGAUACUUCAGAUGGAUCCUUGACACCGGGACGGGAGCAAUUGAAAAGAUACUUCGAACAUUUAGCAGCGUACGAGUAUUUAGCGCAAAAACAUUUUGAACUGGGAGCAGGUAUGUACCAAUACGGGCAUCAUUUUAAGGACAUGAUAGCAUCUUGCGAAUGGAAGUCAAUUUACGACUGUAAAAAUGAAACAUACUGGAAACAAUUCUGGCAUUGGAAACACGGGAACUGCUUUAUGUUUAAUAGCGGUUACCGUAAUGCUGGAGAAGAGGUUCUAAAGGUUUCUGACACCGGCAUAGGAAGCGGUUUAUCAAUAAAAUUAAACAUUGAAAUCGCAAAGUACUCGUUUUUAGCCAACGUUGCCGGCAUCGUGAUGCAAGUAGGGGAGCAGGGCGCUAUGGUGGAUUUAACAUCGCGUGGGACAUACCUAGCUCCGGGGUUUACACAUGUUGUUGCUCUAAAGAAAACAAGAAGAAUUAGAGCUGAUCCGUUCGAAAAUAAAAGUUGCGGCCACCAUCAUAAAGCAGAUUUAGGAAAGGUAUCACAUGGACCCAGAUUAUUACGAAAGUACUCCAAACAAUUGUGCAAGAAAGUUUGUUAUUCUCGAAAUGUAAUAAAAAGAUGCGGAUGUGUUUUGUAUCAAUUACCAUCCUUAGAUGGAAAUAAAACAUGUAGCAAAGCUGAAAGAAAAUGUCUAAGGCCUCUAGCGGCCGCAUUUAAAGCAGGGAAUUUAACUUGUCUUAAAAAAUGCAGUUUGCCUUGCCUAGAAAAUAGUCAUGAGAUAAAAUUGACUUCAAGUAAACUUUAUGCACGAAAUAUUUCAAUGGUCGCAGAUAAUUUGUUAGAAAUUAUCGUGUCUUUCGAGGAUUUCGAAACUUCGAUUAUUGAAGAUGAGGAAUACUACAGAAUUGAAAAUUUGUUAAGCGAUAUUGGCGGCCAGUUUGGAUUGUGGUCUGGUAUUUCGGUGUUAACUUUGAUUGAAUUUUUGGUAUUUAUAAUCUAUGCUUUAUUUUUAUGUGUUUCGUACAUUUACGGGAAACUCAAAAACAAAUGAUUCUAUCAUUUCACAUCAUGUUCCCUGCAAAUGGGAGACUUCAGAUUUGUUGUUGCAUCUUAAACACUUGCAUCUAUAUAGCUAUAUUUAUGUUAAAUAUGUUGUAUAUACAUACAGAUGUUGGAAUAUUAUGAGAAAGUUUUUGUUCAUGUACUGAAGUAUGAGAUAUGGCGGAAAAUCAGUAAUAAAAACAAGAGUUAUAAUUGAUAAAAGUAAUAACACAUCUCCAAAACAUCACAUUUUUCAUUUACUUAUGAUACACAUGUUAUUAGUACAAUAAAUUAAAUUCUUCUUCUUUUAUUUUCGUUCUGCUAAAUAUUUCUUCAAAUUUGGAGAUUCUUUGGUUUUAGCAUGAAUAUUUUUGA
This is a messenger RNA of Hydractinia symbiolongicarpus, 1802 nucleotides long. Its product is annotated as amiloride-sensitive sodium channel subunit beta-like. Gene Ontology annotation, biological process: sodium ion transmembrane transport. Lineage: Eukaryota; Metazoa; Cnidaria; Hydrozoa; Anthoathecata; Hydractiniidae. Bases 1 to 1437 code for a protein of 478 amino acids. Gene Ontology annotation, molecular function: ligand-gated sodium channel activity. Gene Ontology annotation, cellular component: membrane. The record is from RefSeq and is a predicted model, not a curated record. The transcript has a single exon.